Molecule: messenger RNA, 2365 nt
Organism: Owenia fusiformis
Lineage: Eukaryota; Metazoa; Annelida; Polychaeta; Sabellida; Oweniidae
Source: the annotation of a GenBank genome assembly
GGCAAAGAUCAUUGGUUAACAUUAAGACCCCUUGAACACUGUCCAGAUAUACAGGGCAAGGUCAACAUAGAAGUGAGGUUCGAACAAGUCUUGGGGGCUGAUGGUCACAUGUUCCACAGACUAGCAGUCAAGGUGUUACAAAGUAAAGACUUGUUGGAAACCAAUGGAAUCUGUAACCCAUAUGCAGUAGUCAGGCUCUCCUAUAACAAUUCACAGACAAAGGAUGAUGUACACAGAACUUCAAUCAAGAGAAAAACAACUCAUCCAAAGUUUAAUGAAACAUUCAUAUUUGAUAUAGAGAAACAUGCAGGACAGCAGAAUGAUAGGAAACAACAGUUUAUGUACAUAAUAGAAGACCCCUGGGACUCACAACUCAGUGUGAGUCUCUGGCAUGAUGAUUCACGGUUAUCACAAGGGGUCUUUACUAAUCUGUUUCAAGGAGUCUUUCUUGGAGAGAUCAAAAUUCACCUAAAAGAGAUUCAAAACAACAAAUGUCAUAAUGCAUGGUAUUAUCUCCAAAAUAGAGUUUUCGAUGGGCAAGACUCCACAAGUUGUGGAUCAUUACGGGUUAAAAUACACUACACAGUGGACCAUGUAUUCCCUCCAAAUUAUUAUGAUAAUUUACUACAGCUUCUUUGUCUCUCUCAUCAAGUUGAGCCAAUCAGCUCAAGUGCAGCAAAUAUUCUUGGUCAAAUAGCGCCAAAUAUGGAAGACGCAGCACAACCUCUAGUCAAAAUAUUCUUGUGCAAUGGAAAUAUAGUGCAAUUUAUUCAACAAUUGGUGAAAUGGGAAAUCGCAAAUACAGUGGAUGUUAAUACAUUAUUCAGAGGCAAUACGUUGUUAAGUAAAUGUAUUGAUGAACUCAUGAAGCUACUAGGACAGGACUAUCUAUUGGAUACACUUCAACCAAUCAUAUCAGAGAUUGAGACAGGUCAGAAAGACUGUGAAAUAGACCCAACUAGAUUACCAGAUAUGACUGAUCCACAUGAAAACAUGGAGAAUUUAGAAUACUAUGUAAGCCAUAUAUUAGAUAGCAUCACUCAGUCCAGCCUAUCUUGCCCAGUCCUUAUGUGUAGUGUAUUUGAAGUUUUAAAGGACAGUGCUUUAGAGGCUUUUUCAGACAAGUCUUGUGUAAGGUACCAGGUUGUCAGUGGUUUCAUAUUCCUAAGGUUCUUUGCUCCAGCCAUCCUUGGACCACGUCUCUUUAAACUAUGCUCAAAUAAUCCAAGUGCAAUAGCUCAGCGUAAUCUCCUGCUUAUCUCCAAAACAAUACAGUCCCUUGGCAACUAUGUUGGUGCUCAAAACCCUGUGUUCAGCUACAAGGAAGAAUACAUGGUUCCCCUUUUUACUUACUUCACAGAAUCCAGAUAUGUGAACCUCUUGAAACAGUACCUUGAUGAGAUUUCAACAAACAGGCUCAAUUAUGUACAAGACUCAAAUCUACUACUUAUGGAGGGUAUGAUGCACAAACGCAACCAGCACAAAAACAUGCUGUUUCCAUCCCAUAAUUUCCAGAAAAGACAUUUUACGCUUUCAAUGAAAUGUCUGGCUCAUUCAAAAAAUAAAGGUGAUGUACCUUCAUCAGAACUGCCCAUGUCUGAGAUAUUAGCAGCAGAGAGUGUGGACUAUAGCACCUUUAACAUGCAUAAUGUUAUACAAGUGAUCCAGCCAGAGAACAUACUCUAUAUACAGGCAGCCUCAAAGAGAGAAGAAUCACAAUGGUUGUCUAUUCUCACUAAGAUGUCAAACUCUAACAUGAGAGAGGAUAAACCAACGCACUACCACAGUGGAGUGUAUAUAAAUAACCAUUGGACUUGUUGCAUGGAUGAGCAAGUAAAGUGUCCAGGUUGUAAAAGGACCACAUCUGGACUGUCUCAGAGUAUAUGUGACUAUAUCCACCAAGGCUUAGAACUAGAGAAAAUCCACACAUUGUUCCUACAGAAUAUCAACCAACUGGAACUCCUGCAAGAUGCAUGUGCUGUCCAGGAAGUUUAUAUGGGUGAUAACAUGAUUAGUCCACCUUCCCCAAUAGAAGACACAAGGACCUGCUUUCUAACUGUGUCUCGGAUCUUAGACUGCAUAGUCACCUUAGAGCAAGAACACCAAAGAUAUAGAAAGACAGUAAAUAGGACUGUUAUAUACGGAUCAGAGGAGUUCCCAUUUGAUGGACCAACUAAUCGGAAUUUGCCACAAAGAUAAUGAAGACCUGCUUGUUACAGCAGCAGUGGUUCAACGGAUUAAUCUACUUGAUACAGUUACACAUUUGAAGGAGGACACAUUUGUUAAGUGACAUACAUAUGUAUAAAAUGACACAUUUGUAUUUGACACAUGUGUAAAGUGACACAUUUGUAUUUGACACAUGUGU